UUCUCAGUCGUUGCUGUGAGCUUCACUGUUCUUCGAGCUCAACGCCAUAGAAAUGGUUUAGACAGAGCCGUUUUUGGCAUGACUAAAACGUUAAUUUUUACAGGAAGAGGAUGACACAGUGACGAAGUGAUCCCUUUAUCUCACAGGCUAACUGUCAUCAUUUCUGCCGAGAGAAACAUGCAGCAGUGCUCAUCGCCAGGUCUCUAUUCACAUGACUAACUAUUAGAGGAAGGUGAUGAAAUGGAAGGUGUUAAGGAGAAGCAGGGUCGACUGUCUCGACCACAUAGAAUAAGCGAGAAUUCAAAGGUGUAUCGAUGGGCUGACCAAGCCAUGUACCUCCUGCAGGGUUUAAACGAGCAGCGAGAAUGUGGUCAGUUGUGUGAUGUGGUCUUGGUGGCGAAUGGCCAGCGGGUUCGUGCCCACCGCGCCCUGCUGGCCGUUUCCAGCCCGUACUUCCAGGCCAUGUUCACGCUUGGCAUGAGAGAGGAGCGCCAAGCUGAGGUGGAGCUUGUAGGUGCCUCGUUUGUGGGGGUUAAGGCAGUCGUGGACUUCCUCUAUAGUGGCGAGUUGCCCCUUGAUGGUGGAAACAUUGACUACGUACUGGAGACGGCUCACUUGCUGCAAGUCUGGCAGGCUGUCGAUUUCUGUUGCCAGUACCUGGAGAAAGAGGUCAACGAAGACAACUAUCUGUACCUGCAGGAACUGGCGAUGCUUUACAGCUUGGAGCGUCUGGACGCCUUCAUAGACCGCUUUGUCCUGGAGCGAUUCGCCACUCUCUCCUGCACGCCCAAGUUCUUGAAAGACGUGGGAUUAUCCAAACUGUGUUCCUACUUAGCCAGCGAAGAGGUGCAGCACGAGAGUGAGCAGACCCUCCUCCAGGCAGCCCUCCAGUGGCUCAACCAGAAACCCGAGCGCUUGCCAUUCGCCCACCAGCUCCUGCGCCACGUCCGCUUGGCCCUGAUCUCACCUGUGGAGCUGGCAGAGCAUGUCCUGCCUGCUGUACGCUCUUUAUUGCCCCCAGAUUCAGGCUGCCAAGCGCUGGUGGAGGAAGCACUAAGCUACCAUGCUCACGUCAGUGCCCAGCCUGUACUACAAACAACACAGUCAGCCCUGAGAGGAGGAGUGGAGCGCCUGCUGCUGGUUGGAGGAGAGGUGUAUGAGCGUGGUGAAGAGCUGAGCACUGACGUGAGCUGGCUAGAUGAAGAAGCAGGAGUGUGGGUGGUAGAGACGCAGUUGCCGGCUCAGAGGAGCCACCAUUGCGUGGCAGUGCUGGGGGGAUUCAUUUUUAUCGCUGGGGGAAGCUCGUCACGGGAUAACGGUGGAGACGCAGCAAGUAACAUACUCUACCGAUACGACCCACGUAACAACACAUGGUCCAAGGGUGCGAGUAUGAACCAGCGCCGAGUGGAUUUCUAUCUCGGAACCAUGGGGGACUGUGUGAUUGCUGUUGGGGGACGAAAUGAAAGCGGUGCACUAUCAUCUGUUGAGGUGUACCAUCCCGUGGAGGAUUACUGGACCUACGUAGCAGGGCUGCCAAGAUUAACGUAUGGCCAUGCAGGCACAACACACAAAGGUGUAGUGUACAUCUCAGGGGGCCAUGACUAUCAGAUCGGACCUUACCGACGUGAUAUGCUCAGUUAUGACCCGAGCGCCGGCGACACAUGGAUGGAGCGGCAGGCCAUGACUCUGGCUCGAGGCUGGCACUGCAUGGCAUCACUGCACGACCGAAUCUAUGUAAUCGGUGGCAGCGAUGACCACGAGGACAGCAUGGAGCGCUUCGAUGUGCUAGAAGUAGAGGCGUUUGACCCGCACACUGAGCAGUGGAGCAGGGUCGCCCCGCUGCGCUACCCAAACAGCGAAGCAGCUGUUGCCGUGUGGGACAGCAAGAUCUAUGUGAUGGGAGGCUACACCUGGGAGCACAUGGACUUCUCAGAAAACACUCAGGUGUUCGUUCCAGAGAAGGGCCAGUGGGUGAUGGGUCCCAACCUGCCCAGGUACAUUGCUGGAGCCUCGGCGUGUGUAUGCACUGUUCGAGCUCGGCAGUCCUGCAGCACUGAGCAGAACAGGACAGGUGUGAUGGCGAAAGGCUUGCAAAACACCAGUCAAGGACAAGACAGAUGACUGGAAGAGCAAACACAACGGUUCGAUAAUGUGCCCUGACCGGGCAGUUAUUCUCCCAACAUGCAGGUUACAGCACCAAGGGUACAGGGCCUUAACAGAUACCCGUAUAUCUAGGCUGCUUAUGGAGGACAUGAACCGAAUUGAUUCAGCUGAUUCAGUUUUGGAACUUGCUGGUUGCAAAGGUGUGAUGUUAGAAGUGCUUCUUCAGUCAUUUAGUAUUCUGGUUUAUUCCAUGUCUAGGAAUAAUCUGCAUUGUCACUCAAUCUUGUGCUGAAGAGGUGUGUUCCAUCGCUUGGGUUGUGUGAAAUGUAUGCAUUUGCAUUUCUCAAUAAUUACAUGGUCUAACAUGAGCAAUCAUUUUCAGUAUUAGAGGAAAACAUUAAAAAACAAGCAUGUUUAUUCUUUCUUUCCGAGGCUCAGUUUAGCACAGUGUGUUACAAUCACAGUUUGGCACUAACACACUUGUGAGUAUUUUGAUUUAGACAAUUUGUUGAGCAAUUUAAAUGUCUUUGUUUAAAAUCUUGUUCUGUCAUCUGAGCAGCAGCACUCGCAUAUCCAGUAUUAACAGCAUUUCACUUAAAAGGGUAGUAAGGAUGAGAUUCCAACCUGUGGGACAAGAAACAUACCAUUGUUAAGUUAAUACGUGUUUGUUUUUGGUCUGUUUUGUUGUUUGAUUAGUACUGCAGUGAGAUGCGUGUUUUGACUCUUACUGUUCAAUGACGCAGGCCUUCCAGCCACGAUCCAGAGACCUGAGUGCACUCAUAUCCCCCGAGUCCAGAGAGAAAUCAAAGAUCUGCAAUUAUACAUCAAGACACUAUUGUAGACGUUACCGUACAUGACUUUAUUUAAAAUCCUCUUCAUCUAAACCAGCCUGCUGGUCAUUUGUGUAAAAAAUAAAACUGAAGGUUAAGACAAAAAAUCAGGUUCUGAUGUUGAAUAUUAGUUGUUAUCAAGUCAAGUCAAAUCAAGUGGCUUUUUAUUAUCAUUUCAACCAUACAAAGCUGGUACAGUACACGCUGAAACGAAACAACGUUCCUUCAGGACCACGGUGCUACAUAAAACAACACACUAACCACAUGAGACGACAAAGAACUAAAAAAAGACCUACACAUUCUACAUAAAGUGCUCAUGCAAACAACACAGGACAGUACAUUAACUACUAAAACAGGACAAUAGGCAGAGUAAGUGACAGUGUAGCGCCGGGUGGUGUCCGAUAUAACAAUUGUCCGAUAUAACAGGCGGUGCAAAAAGAUAAGGAAUAGCAAUAUAACAUAAAUGAAUAGAUGACAAAAUGAUGUGAGUAUAAUCUUGUAUAACCAAACUAAUCAAAAAUCAUGAGUUCAAAUUCCAGGACUGCUGAGCUGUCACUGUUAGGCUCUUGUGCAAGGCCCUUAACCCUCAACUGCUCAGUUGUAUAAAUGAGAUAAAUAUAAGUUGCUCUUUAUAAGGGUGUCUGCCAAAUCCCAUAAAUGUAAAUGUAAUAAGUAAUGUAAUGUAGCAUAAGUAAAAUGUAAACAUUUUUAAAUGAUAAAUCUCACACAUUAAGCUAAAGGCUUAAAUGAUCAGGGUGAUCAAGCAGGUCUAUUAUUGAGUGUAUAUACCCUGUGGCCUGUAACUACAUAUUUUGUAUUAUCCCCUUGACUGUUUUUAAUUAAGUUUUCAAUCCAUACAGUUUAAGGAAUAUGAUAAAUGACAUGAAAAUACAUCAUGUGCACUGCUUCUUUAACUUCAUUACCAGAUUCCAGUUUUUGCUGUUUGCCGUACACAAAUGACAAUCCAUUUGGUAUGAACAAAUGAUAGGGAGAAUAUUCAAACUGCAUAAAUAUCAUACUGAAUCAAAAAGGAUUGAUUACCUUGGUGUUCUCCAGAAUAUGGUGGGGUUUAACGCUCUUUGGAAUCACUGGAAUAUUCUGCUCAAUAUGAUAUCUCAGCAAAAUCUGCAAAAUUUCCAAGUUUCACGGUAUAUAAAAAAAUAAAAAGAAACCAUACGUCUGUUCUAGUUGUGUGAGAGAGGAUGUAUGACCUGUGCAGGAGUCCGUCUGUGUUUUGCAGCAAUUCCCCCAACCACAGGGUCCUCCAACAGCUUUUCAGGAUCUUUGUCUCCUCUAUGACUGCAGAAUUUAGAGAAAUUCAGAUGACAUCAGAACCAAAUGAACGUUCAUAUAAAAAUGACCAUAUGGCUUUUACCAAUUCAGAUCCAAUGCCAAACUCGGGUUAAUGAUACAUGUGAAAUAUGAACUCACUGCUCUUUGGACCUUCCUGGUGAGCCAAAGGGACUGUAGGCUGUGAGAGUGAUGUUCUUCGAUUUACAAUAUUCGAUCACAUCAGUCUGCACAAAGUAAGGAUGAAGCUCUACCUGCCGAUGAAAAGAUUCUACUUACAGAUAUCACUCGAGCUGGCUAACCCACCUUAUUAAGUUAUUACAGUUAACCUGUUUGACUGAAUGGGUUUAACCCAUCAUUUAUUCAAUAAAUCAAAAACAUGUAGGCCUAUACAUGUCAACUUGGACGUCUUUAAAUUCAAAGCUCUGCUCAACUGUCAAACUGAAACUUUUACAUCAGUAGGUUUCAAUAAAGCCUAAUAUUGACUGGUAUGAGUGCAAAAAAAUACAUAAAGCACUAAAUUGUUCACUACCUGAUUGACAGCUGGUGGGAUUUUAGCCACAGACAGCAGCCUUUCCAAUUGUUGGAUUGAGAAGUUGGACACUCCAAUACUCUUUACUUUUCCAGAGUCCUUCAGGG
Molecule: messenger RNA, 4862 nt
Organism: Ictalurus punctatus (channel catfish)
Lineage: Eukaryota; Metazoa; Chordata; Actinopteri; Siluriformes; Ictaluridae
Gene: klhl36
Product: kelch-like family member 36
Exons: 5
Coding region: 241-2121 (626 amino acids)
Molecular function (GO): cullin family protein binding
Source: RefSeq, a predicted model, not a curated record